CUUUUGCUGCAACUCUCAAGCCCGCACCAUUUGAGGGCGUGAACUAUAAGAGGUGGCGUGCGAGGGCAGUUCUUUGGCUUACCACCAUGAACGGUUUUCACGCCUCUAAAGGCAAGCCAGAGGGAGAGCUGACUACUGAGCAGGACCAAGGUUUCCAGGCUACAGACACCCUCUUUAGAGGUGCUAUCUUGAGUGUUCUUGGCGACAAGAUUGUCGAUCCAUUCAUGACCAUCAUGGUCGGUAAAGAUAUGUGGGAUGCACUCGAAGCCAAGUUUGGAGUCGCGGACGCAGGAAGUGAGUUGUAUAUCAUGGAACAGUACCAUGACUACAAGAUGACUGAUGACCGCUCCGUUGUUGAGCAGGCUCAUGAGAUUCAGUCGCUCACUAAAGAACUUGAGUAUCUCAAUUGUGUGUUACCGGACAAAUUCAUUGUCGGAGGCAUCAUUGCCAAGCUUCCUCCUUCAUGGAGGAAUUUUGCUACCUCUCUGAAGCAUAAGAGGCAAGAGUUUACUGUUGUCAAUCUAAUUGGCACUCUUGAUGUGGAAGAGAAGGCGAGGGCAAAAGACACAUGUGCUCGUUUCCAUGAGGGGAAUUCCAGUGCCAAUUUGGUACAAAAGAGAAAUUUCCAAACCCACAAACCCAAGAACAAAAACUAUGCGGGCAAAGGAAAAUUUGAUGGCAAGUACAAAGCCCCACAACCUGUCAACUUCAAGAAGAAGAAGGAUACUUAUAAGAAGAAAGGAAAGUGCCAUGUAUGUGGCAGUGAAGAACAUUGGGCUUCAUCCUGCAAGGACCGCUGGGACAUGCGUCAGAAUGAGAACAAUAGCAAGACCGCUAAUGUUAUUGUUGGCGAUGUUGACAUGAAAGAUGUCGGGUCGCAAGAACUACACCCGUGCUGAUGGGAAACGGGACACAUGCUUCUGUUCAUGGUGUUGGUACGGUCGAUCUGAAGUUUACUUCGGGAAAGAUCGUGCGACUGAAGAACGUGCAGCAUGUCCCUGCUAUAAAUAAAAAUCUUGUCAGCGGUUCUUGUUUGUGUCGAGAUGGUUAUAAAUUGGUAUUUGAGUCCAAUAAGGUUGUAGUAUCUAAGUGUGGACAAUUUGUUGGGAAGGGCUAUGAGAGCGGAGGCUUGUUCCGCUUAUCUUUGUCAGACUUUUGCACUAAAGUUAUUAAUCAUGUUUGCAGUGAA
Molecule: messenger RNA, 1189 nt
Organism: Triticum aestivum (bread wheat)
Lineage: Eukaryota; Viridiplantae; Streptophyta; Magnoliopsida; Poales; Poaceae
Exons: 2
Coding region: 87-899 (270 amino acids)
Molecular function (GO): nucleic acid binding; zinc ion binding
Source: RefSeq, a predicted model, not a curated record